UCAUUUUUGUCUGAAACAUCAUCUUCACGCGACAAACAGUAUGUCUCGCUGAUAUGUCGGAGCUCCACCUGGAUAUACACAAACAACCCUCCAUCGUCUGGAUUACACAUUAAGUGCAUCAACACAUGAACUGUAAGUUAUUGUCCGGAAUCAUCGCCCACAGAGGAACGCUUGGUCCGUGAACCUCUCAUCAGUAUGGCUGCGCGUACACUGCAGGAGCUUGUAUCCGCCGCUGCCUCUGUGCACUCUGACAGAGAAGCUGUGAUAUAUGACAGCGGGUCAGUAUCGGGGAGCCCGGUGUCUUUGUUGUACCGAGAACUGAUUGAACUCUCCGAUGAGCUGUCUCACAUCCUGCGAAAGAACUGCUCCCCUAAUAACGGCGUGAUUGGCCUGUGUUGCUGCGAUGAUUUAUUCAUACCUGUCUGGAUUCUGGGUAUCCUGCAGUCACCUGCUGCUUAUGUCCCACUGGACCCAGAAGCUCCGGGACUCCUCUCUGCCAGGGUCAUGAACCGGUGUGGGCUCAAGUACUGUGCUGUGAAGACUGACAUCCUGCAGCGAUUUCAGGCAGCUCUAAUGAAACACAUAUCGGUGGAGGUCUGUGUGGUGCUGCCCAGGUUAAGACUAACCCUGAUACGAUUCAAGCCACUGCCAGAGCCCGAAGGACUACUAGAAGAAACCGGAGCUCAGACAGCAGGUGGUGCUGGUCUCCAUCAGGAGGCUGGCCACAUAGCCUUGGCAUAUGUGUUGCACACAUCAGGAACAACUGGCCUUCCAAAGAUAGUGAGGGUGCCACAUAAGUGUAUACUCCCUAAUAUACUACACCUGAGAUCUUUGUUUCAGAUGAGAGCAGAUGACGUGGUUUUCCUCGCCUCACCCUUAACCUUUGACCCCUCUGUGGUGGAUAUCUUCCUGGCCUUAUCGUCUGGAGCUCAGCUCCUCAUUGUCCCCACUGUGAUCAAGAAAAUGCCCAGCAGACUGUCUCAGCUGCUCUUCACUGAUCACAAGACGACUGUCCUACAGGUCACGCCGACUCUGCUGGUCAGUUUUGGACACCAAAUCUUAAAGCGGGAAGUGUUAUCAUCUGGCUCGUCCGUGCGGGUGUUGGCUCUGGGCGGAGAGGCCUGCCCCUCACCAGCUCUGUUGAGCAGCUGGAGGCACAAGGAAAACAAAACCCACAUUUACAAUAUCUACGGUAUAACUGAAGUGUCCUGCUGGGCCUGCUCUUACAAAAUACCAGAGUCUCUUCUGCAGUGCAGUGAUCUCUCCUUUGUGCCUCUUGGGAGUCCUCUGAUGGAUACAGUGGUGGAAGUAAGAGACGAACAUGGGUGCAUUGUUGCAGAGGGUGAAGGACAGGUGUUCAUAGGUGGAGAGAACAGGGUUUGUCUCCUGGACAAUGAAGAGACUGUCAUCCCAGGGACAAUGAGAGCCAGUGGAGACUGGGUUAAUGUUAAAGACGCACAGCUGUGCUACCUCGGACGGAAAGACCGGCUGAUUAAACGCCACGGAAAACGGGUGAACUUGGACAGCUUGCAACAACUCAUAUCGAGUCUGCCUCGGGUGGGGGCCUGUGCCGUGGGUUUGCAUGAAGGCUUUCGACUGCUUGCCUUUGUCGUGGUGUCCACAUCUGGAGAGGCAGAAGCAGCUUGUCCUAUUGCAUCUGUGCAGGAGCAUGUUGAACAAAGACCCUUGGGUGAGCUUCGGGAAAACCUCCCUUCUUCCGUGAAGCACCACCAGGCUGAGACAGGCGGUGCAGAUGGAGACCUGAACAGACUCAUCCUGAGCCAGCUGUCUCUGCUGCUGCCGUCUUACAGCGUUCCUGACGCACUGGUGCUGGUCCCAGCAUUAUGUCUGACUCCUCACGGUAAAGUAGACAUAGAGGCUCUCAUGAAAAUAUACCAAAGACAGAGACAGUGUUUGCGGUCUGAUUCUUCGCGGGGAGACGUGACCAAACUAAAGCAAACUCUUCAGUCCUUGUGGCAGGAAAUUUUAGGCCUUCCCACAGGCACGACCACUGAUGAAAAAUCCAACUUCCUGUUGAGUGGAGGAGAUUCUCUGAAGGCGCUGCACCUUUGUGAAGACAUCACCACUGCUGUGGGAGUGACCUCACCAGACCUUUUGGAGGUUAUACUUGAUGGGACCUUCUCUGACAUAUUGCACCAUGUUGCAAGACUAACACUGAUGCCGCCGCAUGAGAACAGUCCGUCAUCGCUGUCAGAGGCCAAGAAACGUCACACUGAUGCUCCCUCUGUGGUGGCAGCAGCAAAGAGAGAACGCAAAGACUCCAGGAGAGCAGCAGAGGAGACGCAAGCUGUUAAAGUUAUAAGACGAGCAGGUGAGGUGAUUGAGAUGAAAAUUAAAGAUCCAGAGACCAAUGAAAGCCUCCAGGCUGAUACACUUGGAGAUAAGGAUUCUAGUAAGAAACCCAGAGGCGAUGCUCUGGGCCUCAGUCUGAGCUGGUCCUCAGACACAGGCAGAUGUGUGGACGCCUCUCCGGUGUUUCUACUACAAGACAGGACAGGUCAGAGGUCAGACGAGGGUAAAACAACAGUGUUCAUAGGCUCCCACUCUCACAGGAUCCAGGCUUUAGACCUGAUCACUGGGAGCCUUCUGUGGGAACGGGUUCUUGGGGACAGAAUCGAAGCCUCGGCUGCAGUGUCUCACUGCGGGACCCUCGUGGUUGUAGGUUGCUACGAUGGCUGUGUGUAUUUUUUGUGUGCUGUGUCUGGAAAGACACGGUGGACGUUUGAGACGGGGGAUGCGGUGAAGAGCUCUCCUGCUUUGGAUCCCCUCACAGGUCUGGUGGUAGUGGGCUCACAUGAUGGGCACGUUUACGCCCUGAAUCCAAAGCUUCAGCAGUGUGUUUGGAGGCGUCACUGUGGGGGUGGAGCUGUGUUUUCCUCCCCUUACCUCCAUACCUCACUCAGGCAGCUGUAUGCGGCUUCACUGGGAGGUCACCUCCUCUGUCUCAACCCCGACAGUGGAGAGGUCCUGUGGGCGUACUGUAGAGACAUCCCGUUCUUUUCAUCGCCAAACGGCUCCUCUGGUCAUGUGAUGAUCGGUUCGGUGGAUGGAAAUAUCUGCUGCUUCAGUAACAGAGGGAAACUGGUUUGGCAGUUUUUAACAAAAGGACCUGUCUUCUCCUCUCCGUGUGUCACACCAGACCAGCAGAGGGUCCUGUGUGGAUCACACGAUGGUUGCCUGUACUGUCUGAACUGCGCAGACGGCUCUUUAGUUUGGACUUUCCGGACCACAGGGAAGGUGUUCUCCAGUCCAUGUGUGUUUGAUGGCUCUGUUGUGGGCAGAAGGGGGAUUCUGGUGGCACUGGCCUCUACAGAUGGCACAGUAUGGAUCCUGGAUGGGCAAGAUGGCCAAAUGUUGGCUUCAUUCCAUCUACCUGGGGAGCUGUUUUCAUCCCCUGUGGUGUGGGGACAGUUUCUUGUAAUCGGGUGCCGCAAUGACUAUGUGUAUUGUUUAAAUCUGACUGCCAAAGAAGAAACUUAGAAGGAUAAAAAGUGCCUUUGCACUCAUUUUAUAACUGAUGGUUUUUAUGUCUUUGCCAGAGUGGAGCUUUGGGAAACAAAUUUUAAUUAAAGUUCAGGGAAAUAAUGAGUCCAA
This is a messenger RNA of Scatophagus argus, 3615 nucleotides long. It is a transcript of the gene aasdh, whose product is annotated as aminoadipate-semialdehyde dehydrogenase. The record is from RefSeq and is a predicted model, not a curated record. The coding region runs from base 196 to 3501 and encodes 1101 amino acids. NCBI's taxonomy places the organism in Eukaryota, Metazoa, Chordata, Actinopteri, Scatophagidae. Gene Ontology annotation, biological process: amino acid activation for nonribosomal peptide biosynthetic process. Gene Ontology annotation, molecular function: protein binding. The transcript is spliced from 14 exons.